AUGGCUGAUGACAUCGGAAGAGAUGCUGGGCAUAUCGUCGUUAAACCAGGCGAAGACUUCUGUGUUCGCGCAAAGGAAAGCGAUGAAUUUGAGAAGCAUGUGUGGAGAGAGUAUAGCCUUCAUUCUGGCAAACGCCGAUCUGCCGAUGAUGGCGUUGUAUGCCGUUGGGCAAUCGACUACCAAAAAAUGGGUGUAGAUAACCGUUCGUCUAGAGGCGGUGCCAAUGGCAAGGGUGCUAUCUGUUUUCAGGUGCCGUUGUUCUAUGCCGAAGGUGUUGAACGCAUCGGUGAAGAGCACAUUGAUCGAGCUGCCGGUGUCAAUAAGGAUUCGUCCUAUGUCAAAAUCUGCAACAUCGGCUCGGAUGAUCAUAGGAUCGGAAUAGGGGAAGAUAAUGCCCUUCUCUUCUUCCUCGGAAAAGGUGAUGGAUUCCCAGCCGAUUCGUCAAAUUUUGUCAUUGUGCCCUCUAGCUAUGCUGAGGAUUUGAGGAUGCCGAACGGCACGCAUGUACCUUUUAAUAGAGCAGUUGCUAGUGUUGGCCAUAGGCACUCCUCCACUGAUCAUAUUGAUCUGCCGGUUCGCUGGCUGCUCUGGGGUUUGUUUUGUACUGAGGUAUUCAUCUAG
This is a messenger RNA of Prunus armeniaca (apricot), 621 nucleotides long. The record is from the annotation of a GenBank genome assembly. Lineage: Eukaryota; Viridiplantae; Streptophyta; Magnoliopsida; Rosales; Rosaceae.